AAUAAUAUAUUUUUUUUACAAAUAUAAUUAUAUCGAGCAUAGGUGAAGAAAAGGGACGGGGAAAACGCAGUCUUGUUCAUUUAAGCAAUUUAUGUUUUCGAUGCAAUCAAGUUUCAUCAAAUUGCCAACAUUUCGGUUGCUAACGUCCUAUAUGUUCAAAACGUAUAUAACUUGACUCGUAAUUUUCUCUCUUAUUGUAAAACUCAGUAUUUUUCCAUAUGCAUGUUUGUGUUGGUCGAGAAAACAAUGGAUUUUUUUGUGUUUAUACAUAUAUAUAGUGAGCGGUUUUUUCUUUGUUAGUGAGUUCGCACGUGAGUCAUGGAUGAUUUCCGCGAAGAUUGUCUUUGAGCAUCAGCACAACCGACGUGUAUCGAUCCUACUGUAAAUUUCCAGUUAAUGGCAACCCUCCACCACACAGACUGCGCAUGCACCCUCGAACUCGCCGUGUGUUCAUCAAGAACCUUUAGUCUACUCUACAAGGUCGGGAGAAGUGUUUUAAUAAUUAUACAAGAGGAUCCUAAUUGCAUCGUCUUUUUCAUCUAUUCCUGUUCAUUCAGCUUAUUCUCAAAAGUCAAAAACAAAAAGCAUCAAAGCCCCACUGAGGGGUUCGAAGAUUACAGCCGAAGAAAAAAGAAAAAAACGAAAGGUUGCGUACGUCAUUGUAACGGUAUCACUAUAUCACAGGUAUCGUUGUACCAGGUAGAGAGAAAUACGUUCUCCAUUCAGUGGAGAAGAAGGUGAAUCUGGUGUGAAGGGUGACCGACGAGAGAGCUCGAGGAACCAUCGGACGACUAGAAGAGAUCAAAGUACAAAUAAACCACGCGCGACCAACCAAGUAAUAUAAUCCAAUGUAUUACGGUCCCCCCGGUUCCGCAGAGGAAGCCGCCGAGGAAACAUGUCGCUACCACGGGAAUGGAGCUUUCAGGACUCGUGUCGGGCAUCGAGACUGCUCGAGGACGUCGACCUCGACGUCGUCGCAAUGGCAGCGUCGUCCCAGGAGAUGGUCGUCACAGGCAGCAGCGCGAUCAUCGACGAAAAUAUGAAUAAUCAACCGGCGACGCAGCUGGGCUCGCUGCUUUCUAUCCACUCGGCCCCGGUGUUCGAUCUGAGCGGCAGCGUCGCCGUUGGAGCACCCUCGCCGAUUCAACCAGGAUCCUUGGCGGUUCAGGUGACGGCGACGUCAACCCCAAUCGUGCCCCCGCAUUUGCAGAGCCCCGAAGGCACCCUUCUCGAGGACGAGGACACUGACAACCUGCUGACGAUAUCCAGCCUCACUGCCCGGCCGCUCAUCGCUAAAUCGAGAGAGCUCAGAUCCGUCAAAUGUAUAGCCCCAAAAGGCAAAAAAUCCCGGCAAAAGAAUGAGACUAGGAAACCCCGGAAUACCACAUAUGUCCCUCUGGACGGUGGUUACGGUUGGGUGGUGGUGUUCGGAGCCUUCUUCGUGCAGUUUUGGGUGACGGGACUGGUCAAAUCCUACGGUGUGCUCUAUGUCGAAGUCAUGGAGACAUUCAAGGAUUCGUCCGCUUCGGUUGCGUCCUGGAUACCGGCGAUUCUGACGUGCCUAUGUCUAGCGCUCGCUCCAAUAACGAGUAUGCUCUGUCAGAAGUACAGUUGUCGAACGGUGGUUUUUGUGGGAGGACUUUUCUGCGCUCUAGGACUUAUAACUAGUUACUUUGCCACGCGAUUGAUACAUCUCUUUUUUACAUUCGGAGUGCUGACAGGUUUGCUAAACUUCAAUUAUGUCUUCUCAUUCAUCGAUCAGACCACACUUCAUCUUACGUUAUCGAGGAAAAAAAAUUUUAUAGGUAUCGGCGGCGGCUUGUCUACGACGCCGGGUAUAAUCCUGGUGUCGCAGUACUUCGAUAAGCAUCGCGCACUGGCAAACGGGAUCUGCGUGUCCGGCACUGCCGCGGGUAGCUUCAUGUUCCCGCUUCUGAUCGAGCUCCUGGUCAAGGAUUUCGGUUUCCAUGGCACGAUAUUGCUACUGGGCGGUUGCAUGCUGCAUGUGUGCGUCAGCGCGACAUUAUACCGGCCACUGGAUGAAAAUUACGCACCUGAGGAACACAUCUUGGUAGAGAAGAUCGAGAAAGAAGUAAAAGAACAGGAUCAGGACAAGUCAACGCAACAGAAAUUGGAGCUGUUAUUCGCCAAUGAUCCAACUGCCCGUCACAAUAUGUUGAAUGAACUGUUUCACCAGAACAGCAAUAUAGUGGCGGUCGAAUUAACCGAUAGCGAUGAGGAAAAGGACGUGAUGGGUGAAGGUCUUCCUAUGAAGUCCAUAUCCAAGAUUCGCAGUUCCAGCAUUCUGCACAGCGUGGAAGAUCUGUCGACGGACUCGACGUGCGUGUACAAGGCCGCGAGAUCGUCGCUGAGAUCGCUGAGAUCAUCUGUGACGGCGAUGGGUCCGACAGAACAGCAACAGCCGCCAUCGUCACCGCCAAGCAGGAUGCCAUCCUUGACACCAACGGCAGCAUCGACGGAAUCUAAGAUUACGUUCAUGCAGAGAGUCACGCGCUAUAUCGAUUUGUCACUGCUGAAGAAUCCACAGUUCAUCAUGAUGUGUAUCUCCGUCAGUUUAAUGUCCACUGGCAGCCCGUAUAUGUUGUACUAUCUGCCGGCGUACGUUCACGCCGCCGGUUACACCAAAUCGGAGGCUGGUUAUCUGGUGGCCAUCUCCGCUGCUCUCGACUUGUGCGGUAGACUCGGCCUUGGCUGGCUGUCGGAUCUCAAGCUGUUCGAUCGACGGAAAGGAUAUAUCGGAAGUGUAGUGGGUGCCGGCGUGGCAGUCCUCGCGAUCCCGAUGGCUCACUCCUUUUAUGUAUUGGCGUGUUCUGUCGGCAUGUAUGGAUUGUGCCUAGGCUGUUGGUUUCUCCUAGUUCCCGUCCUGCUCGCCGAUCAAUAUGGCACCGACAAAAUAUCGUCUAGCUAUGGUCUGGUGAGGAUGUUCCAGAGCUUCGGUGCGAUUUCCAUUCCACCACUCGCAGGUUACUUGCGUGACGUAACCGGAAGUUAUACCGUGUGUUUUCUGUGCAUGGGUACAUGUAUGGUUAUAGGAGGUUUACCUCUGCUUUUGGUUUUCAAUGAGAACCAGACAGAUCCAACAACAGCAACAAAGCUGCCCGUAAACACCGAGAAUAACAAUCGUCAAGGGGACACUACCGUAAAAGAAUAA
This is a messenger RNA of Cataglyphis hispanica, 3172 nucleotides long. It is a transcript of the gene Sln, whose product is annotated as monocarboxylate transporter 13. NCBI's taxonomy places the organism in Eukaryota, Metazoa, Arthropoda, Insecta, Hymenoptera, Formicidae. The coding region runs from base 896 to 3172 and encodes 758 amino acids. Gene Ontology annotation, biological process: transmembrane transport; monocarboxylic acid transport. The record is from RefSeq and is a predicted model, not a curated record. Gene Ontology annotation, molecular function: monocarboxylic acid transmembrane transporter activity. The transcript is spliced from 6 exons.